AUGACUUGUCUUGAGUCCUGCGAAUCAUCUUCUUGUGAAAGGACAUGUCUUCAUGAUUAUACUUCCUGUUAUGUGAGUUGCCCAUGCUUCGAUGAAUGCCCAUCAGGUUGUGAUGGCUGUGCGAGCCAAUACUGCGUCUGCGAUCAAGCCCAAAUCGACAACGAUGGCUACAAGCAGUGCAUCGACCGAUCAUCCAAAUCAUUUGACGAAUGCAUUAAGAAUUGUAGACCCGAUGAAGAAUGCUUCGAUAAUUGUUACAACGACUUCAAAGAAACCUCGCAAAGCUGCCCUUGUAUGAGCGGCUGUGAGUGGGGAUGUCCAUGCGACAAUGAUGCUUUCUGUCAGGAGAAUGUGAUGGUGGAGGAUCGUCAUUUUGUUACGCCUCGUGCGAUUUUGGAUGAUUACUAUUAUGGUUAUGGGUAUUUUCCGUUUCUUUACGGGUCGGGAUCAGCCCUUGUUAAUGGAGAGAUGUUUUUCUUUGGUGGACAAUAUGACAACAGACAGAUCGCAAAACUCCAAGAUUGCGAAUUUAAACAAAUGUCAAUGCGGCUUGCCAGAGAGUACACUUAUAUGGGGAGUCUGGUUGUUAUUCCAUCUGAAAGCGGCCUGACUAGAUCGACAUCCGAUGAGAUCGUUCUGUAUUCCGGCAAUAAUAAUUAUGGCUAUUGUCAAGAAAUCUUCGAACACAGAGGGACUUUGUCGAUUUCAGAAAUAGAUCGGACGCAAAACCUUCAUACAAGUGGCUGCAUGGGAUUGUUUGAUGGAAAACCGCUGAUUGUUGCCGGCGGAAAUUCUUACGUCGAAAUUCUAGGAACAAACGGUUGGGCUUACAAAGAAAGUCACCCCCUGAGGUUACAGUUUCACGCCUGUCUUACAAUCGACGAUGGAGUCAUAACAACUGGUGGGUACAAGAAUUAUGAGUAUAUCAAAGAUGUUUUCUUUUUGCAAAAUGGUGCAUGGAGUCAAGUUGGCGAGUUAUCAAACACGUACAAAUACGGAUCGAUGAUCAUUGUCGCUGGCGGCUUUUUGGUUGUCGAUGGCGGCGAAAGCAACAUGGUGGAGAGAGUUGAGUGGGAUGGGAAUCAUGUCACGUCUACCCAAAAUCUGACUGAACAUACAGGAGACUGCUACAGACCAACUCUCUUCCUGUCCUCUCCGGAUGAAUGCAAGCGCUUUUGCUCUUCUGACUACUGCUAUGUUUAA
This is a messenger RNA of Oikopleura dioica, 1203 nucleotides long. The record is from the annotation of a GenBank genome assembly. Lineage: Eukaryota; Metazoa; Chordata; Appendicularia; Copelata; Oikopleuridae.